CCUGCUUUGGGUACACCCUAUACCAUAGGGUUUGAUGUCGGCCUUUGUUUUGCAUUGAGGUUGCAAAACAUUAAGAGAUGAAUUGAUACAUUAAAAACCCCAUGUAUUGAAUAGUGUUCAUCAUAAUAGCUACUUAUAUCUCUUUCAAGGCUUACUGUUUUUCUCACCGAAGCUUUUAUUGGUGAUAAUACGGUGUUAUCGAAACGCGGCCUUGCACGUCUGACGGAAAUAAACGACCUACGGUAUCAACUCGUCUGUGUGUGUUUUUUUUACAAACCCAGUAUUCCUGAACACAUCACAGAGGGACAAUGAGUGAGCUGGAACAGUUACGGCAGGAAGCAGAGCAACUACGCAAUCAAAUCCGGGAUGCUAGGAAAGCCUGUAGUGACUCCACUCUUUCACAGAUCACAGCUGGUCUGGACUCAGUGGGCCGGAUACAGAUGAGGACGCGGCGUACUCUCAGGGGCCACCUCGCCAAGAUCUAUGCAAUGCACUGGGGCACCGACUCCAGGUUACUUGUAAGCGCCUCCCAAGAUGGUAAAUUAAUCAUUUGGGACAGUUACACAACUAACAAGAUGCAUGCCAUCCCGCUGCGCUCCUCCUGGGUGAUGACCUGUGCCUACGCGCCCUCUGGGAACUACGUGGCGUGCGGAGGCCUGGACAACAUCUGUUCUAUCUACAGCCUGAAGACCCGCGAGGGAAAUGUGCGCGUCACCCGCGAGCUACCCGGACACACAGGCUAUUUGUCUUGCUGUCGUUUCCUGGAUGACAACCAGAUUGUCACUAGUUCCGGGGACACAACCUGUGCUUUAUGGGACAUCGAGACGGGUCAGAUGGCCACUAGCUUUACGGGCCACACUGGGGACGUGAUGAGCCUGUCCCUCAGUCCAGACUUCAAGACCUUUGUGUCGGGGGCCUGUGACGCCUCCUCCAAGCUGUGGGAUGUCCGGGACGGCAUGUGCAGGCAGUCCUUCACUGGCCACGUGUCCGACAUUAACGCUGUCUGCUUCUUCCCCAACGGCAACGCCUUCACCACGGGCUCGGACGACGCCACCUGCCGCCUGUUCGACCUGCGCGCCGACCAAGAGCUGAUGAUGUACUCGCACGACAACAUCAUCUGCGGCAUCACCUCAGUGGCCUUCUCCAAGAGUGGCCGUCUGCUGCUGGCCGGCUACGACGACUUCAACUGCAACGUGUGGGACACCCUCAAGGCCGAGCGUGCAGGUGUCCUGGCCGGUCACGACAACAGGGUGAGCUGUUUAGGCGUGACAGACGACGGCAUGGCUGUAGCCACGGGCUCAUGGGACAGUUUCCUCAGAAUCUGGAAUUAAACCCUCCAGCUCACGUCCUCCUCCCCCCCUCCACCAUCCCACCCACCCAUACUACUGGGCUGGACUUGAGGGUGAACACUGUCUCCCACCACCACCUCCCACCUUCCACCCGUCCAAUCCACAGCCGGCACCGCUGGGAGAAAGAAAUAACUCUUUCUACCUUUUCCAGGUGACAUUUUUUUUUACCCACCAAUUAAAACCACAGAGCUCUCAGUACCCACCGUUAGAAUGGCCAAUCAAAAAACACAAAAAUUCCGAAACGAGAUGAAGAAGAAAAAAAAGAGAAAAACCCCCCAAACCCUCGCAUCCCCUCUUGUUUUUGGAUGGGGGGGCUCUAGAGCGCAUGUUACCGUGGUUACCGCCAAAUUAGAGGACAGUCCGUGUGUAAAAUGUAUAUAUAAAUACAGUAUAUAUGCAUAGCAUUAUGUGUGUGUGUGUAUAUAUAUGCAUAUAU
Salvelinus sp. IW2-2015 is the source of this 1785-nucleotide messenger RNA. The record is from RefSeq and is a predicted model, not a curated record. Lineage: Eukaryota; Metazoa; Chordata; Actinopteri; Salmoniformes; Salmonidae.